Messenger RNA from Sphenostylis stenocarpa, 1173 nucleotides. The record is from the annotation of a GenBank genome assembly. NCBI's taxonomy places the organism in Eukaryota, Viridiplantae, Streptophyta, Magnoliopsida, Fabales, Fabaceae.
AUGCCUUCUCAUUCUCGCAUCCUCAACCACCGUCAUCUCUCUCUCCCUCUCCACCUCUCUCGCAACAAACGCCUUUCUCUCCCGCAAACCACUUCUCUCACAUGUUGUUCCCGCUCCCGCUUCGGUUGCGCUACUCUCCAGUUACAUCCGUUGAUCAUUCAGCAGUAUGAAUGCGUUGUUCGGCGUAAUGUCUUUCCAACGAGAGCCUUAGACGAUGAUUCGUUUGACAUACCAAUGCUUGAUGAUUGGAAUACCGAUGAGAGUUCUGUGUAUGUGCUCUCUUCCAGUGACGGGGAAGACAGUGAUGGUGAAAUUUUUCUCACUCCGGUUAAUGAUAUUGAUUUGCCUUCUGUUUCUGCAUCAAAUAAUGAUGCUCUAACAGUGGCUGCUCAUCGGUUUGCAACCCUUGGGAGGGGACAAAAGAAACCUAGGCAACAACAAGGGCCUGCUAGACAUCAAAUGAAAAAGCGUACGCCAACAUUGGGUGGUUUGCUUUUUGUACCUAUUGGUAUAAUUGUUGCUCAUGUCUUUGCUAGAUCCUCGUCAAUAGAAGUGUCUGGGGCAGCUGCUGCAACUAUUGCAUUUGCUGCAGUUGGUUUACUUAGUGAUAUAUUAAGUUUCACCAAUCAUUGGAGGGGUUUGCCUGCAUUGACAGAAGUUCUUUUGGAGGUAGCUGUUGGAACGUGGUUUUCGUUUUGGUUGGACAUCACCAGUAUAUCUUCACCCUAUGGCAUGAAGAUGCUGGUUCCUCUGCCAUUGGGCCUUGUGUACUUGGGAAGAUGUUACCAACUCUUGACAUCAUUUAGUUUCGUUUCCAUGGGACAUGGUGUUAAAUUAGCAGAUGCUCUUGAUGGACUAGCUGGAGGUACUGCUGCAUUGGCGUUUAUUGGAAUGUCAAUAGCUGUUCUUCCAGUAUGUUCUGAUCUUGCUAUAUUUGGAGCAUCAAUGGCUGGAUCUUGUGUUGGAUUUCUUCUACACAACAGAUACAAAGCGUCUAUAUUUAUGGGUCAUACAGGAUCUUUGGCACUUGGUGCUGGGUUAGCAGCAAUGGCUGCAUGUACUGGAAUGUUCUUCCCACUACUCAUUUCUUCCGGAGUUUUCAUUGUUGAGUCAUCAUCAGUUAUCGUUCAGGUCCGUCCCAUGCUUGAAAUGCCUCCAUACAUUAGUGAAUAG